UUGUUUGUUUACUUUUGGUGGGCCCAUACACGCUUCGAAAACUCGCUUGCGACCCGUUGUUGCUUUAUUCUUUACGGGUGGAUGAAUGGAGUGAAAACAAUUUAUCAUCAACAGCCCCAGUCAGCUCAUACACUGAAAGCCAAAUGUUUGAUAAGACAUCCACACAACGCCAUGUAAUCAGUCGUGGGUAAGAAGAUGCGUUUGUGUCGCAUAAAGCAGUUCAUUCGGAGCUAGAGCACCACCAAUUGUUAGAUGAGCUGUCGCAUCCGGGAGAGUUGGAUCGUAGUUAGCAUUUGCGUGGCAAACGUGUGACCAUACUACAAGGCGGUAUUCGGUGCGUAUUCUUCCAAGCACACGUAGCAAACAAAAAAUCAUGGCGCUCAGCAUACUCGUUACGGGAGGUGCCGGCUUUGUCGGAUCGCACACCGUGCUGGAACUGUUGAACGCUGGCCACGCGGUCAUUUGUGUGGAUAACCUUUGCAACGCAUACGGUGGAGGAACGGCGGAAUCGAAGCUGCCAGAAUCGUUGAAACGGGUGCAGGAAAUUACGGGUGCUAGUGUAACCUUCUGUGACGUGGACAUUCGGGACCGUGAUGAAUUGCGGAGUGUUUUCAAAAAGCACAAAAUUGAUUGUGUUGUGCAUUUUGCUGCACUCAAGGCCGUCGGUGAGUCGUGUCGAAUUCCAUUGAAGUACUAUCAAAACAACAUUACCGGGACGAGCAUUCUGCUGGAAGUGAUGGCAGAGGCUGGCGUUUUUAAGAUAGUGUACAGCUCGAGCGCCACCGUGUACGGUGAGCCACAGAAGCUGCCCUUGACGGAGAGCCAUCCGACGGGCAACUGUACCAACCCGUACGGUAAAAGCAAAUACUUUACGGAGGAAAUCAUGAAGGAUCUGUGCGAAUCGGAUCCACGCUGGACGGUCGUUUCGUUGCGCUACUUUAAUCCGGUCGGCGCACACAAAUCAGGCCGAAUCGGAGAGGAUCCGAACGGUGAACCAAACAAUCUGAUGCCAUACAUCUCCCAAGUGGCCGUUGGACGGCGUGAGUGUUUGCGCGUGUUUGGCAACAACUACGAUACGCCGGACGGAACCGGUGUGCGCGAUUACAUCCACAUCGUCGAUCUGGCCGAGGGACACGUGAAAGCAAUCGAUAAGCUGGCCGGUGGCACGAUUAGUGGGUUCUGUGUGUAUAAUCUUGGUACGGGGCGCGGGUACUCGGUGUUGGAAGUAGUUAAAGCCUUCUCGAAAGCAUCCGGAAGGGAGGUCAAGUACGAGAUUGUAGAUAGACGUCCUGGAGAUGUUGCGGCCAGCUACGCGGACGUAUCGCUUGCCGCCAAAGAGCUCGGAUGGACCGCAAAACGGGGGCUGGACGAGAUGUGCGAAGACACCUGGAACUGGCAGAAAACUAAUCCCAAAGGAUUUGCUGGAUAGCUGGGGGAUGGAACACGGGACCACCGGGUGAUCUGUCACUAAUUGCACCAAAGUUUUCGUUGCAUUUGCAGCCAUAUAAUUCGCUAACUAAUUCCUUUCGUACAACCCACAAUGCUUUUAGUUGCAUUUCCCCAUGGAUGUAUCGCUUUUUAGAACGAUAGUUAGUAAAUCUUUAAGAGCUUAAAUAAAUCAACUAAGCCCAAA
Anopheles funestus (African malaria mosquito) is the source of this 1633-nucleotide messenger RNA. RefSeq names its product UDP-glucose 4-epimerase (gene Gale). The coding region runs from base 374 to 1429 and encodes 351 amino acids. Gene Ontology annotation, molecular function: UDP-glucose 4-epimerase activity. The record is from RefSeq and is a predicted model, not a curated record. Gene Ontology annotation, cellular component: cytosol. The transcript has 4 exons. Gene Ontology annotation, biological process: beta-D-galactose catabolic process via UDP-galactose, Leloir pathway. Lineage: Eukaryota; Metazoa; Arthropoda; Insecta; Diptera; Culicidae.